CUGCAAUAGAUAAACAACAUUUGCCCAAGUUGAAUAAUAAUACUCAAAUGGCGGAUCUAGACUUCGAACUGAUCAAUGUCCCAAAGCUUACGGUGAGAAAUUAUACUCAGCCAAGGCGUUUCCGUCCUCACAGCCCCCCCUGAAUAGAACUUUGGCUGCUCAUGAAAUGCAAGGUAAUCCACCUCAGCUGAAAGCCACAGCAAGCUGUCACAGAUGACGGAUCGUUGGUUCAGCCUGACUGCCGUGGAUGCUGUGCUCUGUCCAAGAUGAGGUGGCUGACCGCGCUGACUUGGGCAACUCCUGAUGACGCCCAGCGGCACUUGAUACUCCAUAAGAAUACUGUAAUGCUCAGCAAGCAGACAGAGUCCUUGUCGCGUGGCUGACAACCAAAUCAGGGAAAUGGUGCAAUACGGGAUCUACAGUAAAUCGACCGCACAGGCGAUUAUCUGGAGCAAUAAGGUGAUCAACCUUUAAUAAAACGCACAACUGCGGCGCUAUAGGCAUCGAUGCUCGGGGUUCGGUGCCUGACUAGUCAAGAGAAACACUUCAUACGUCAACAGUGCGUAUCGUCCUUGAUCGAUCUCCCCAGUCGAAGAUAAUGAAUGACGAAACCACGCUCUGAAAACGCCGCUUCCCUGGAGAUGAGAAACGCUGCCAAGUGCUUCAUCAAGCAAUCAAACCCGUCAUGAGGGAAAUAAAGACCUCUGCAACAACAAAGAUCGUCAAGACCAUCACACCCUCCAGUUAAACUUGUGAAUAGUGCCUCGGAAUCGAGGUCUCAUGAGCACCUCCGGAUGCACAUGCAAGCGCCCAACCGUGAGGCACCGUGUGAUGUGAGACACAAGCCAAAAGGCCGGGCCUUCAUCUUGGGUACUGUAUCCUCACGAGGGCAGUUCUCAGGCCGGCUCCUGAGCCUCUCUGGUGGUCCUGAUCUAGCUGUACUUGCAAGCCAAAACAUUUCAGCUCCGAUAUUCGUAAUAUCAUCAGCUGCGGCAGUGCCCCAUAGUAGAUCUGGGAGCCAAAAAUAUACCCUCGGUUUAUUGUCGCUUCAACAACAUCAUUCGUCCGAGACAGACGCCACGAGCGAACGGUUUUUUUUUUUGUCUUCUCGGAUCACUGAUCAUCAGUCGAUUGGCUUUGUCCACUAGCUGUUCAAUGUAACACCAAGCAUCCCAUGUAUGCGCAUACUAGCAUUAAUGCACUUCACUUCAUAGCACAUGCCAACUUUUUGGAGCCAAUGCAAAGCUCACAUCAUCAUGUCCUG
Messenger RNA from Fusarium odoratissimum NRRL 54006, 1264 nucleotides. RefSeq lists its product as uncharacterized. The coding region runs from base 795 to 1148 and encodes 117 amino acids. The transcript has a single exon. The record is from RefSeq and is a predicted model, not a curated record. Lineage: Eukaryota; Fungi; Ascomycota; Sordariomycetes; Hypocreales; Nectriaceae.